Messenger RNA from Lotus japonicus, 1049 nucleotides. RefSeq lists its product as uncharacterized. The transcript is spliced from 7 exons. Lineage: Eukaryota; Viridiplantae; Streptophyta; Magnoliopsida; Fabales; Fabaceae. Gene Ontology annotation, molecular function: protein binding. The coding region runs from base 41 to 862 and encodes 273 amino acids. Gene Ontology annotation, cellular component: chloroplast. The record is from RefSeq and is a predicted model, not a curated record.
ACAUAUCUCAUAUAUAAAAAAAUAAAAAAAAAAACUUGUUAUGCGCCAAUUUCUGUUAUCAGUUUUCAGUUAUCUCUACCUUACCACCAUGUUCACUAUCCACAACCUUAAACCCCCAAUUUUGGUGUCUCCUUCCCCUUGUUUGCACCACCCUUCAUCAUUCCCAUUGCAAUUACCUUCCAAAGCACCCAUCUUCUGCUCCAAUCCUUCAAUCCUCACCCGAAGACUUUUCCUUCCUUCCGUCUCCGCCAUCUGGGACGCCGUCACCGGCGGCAACAACAACAACAAUGGCCGUGAAGCCCUUCUUGCAAUUCGUCGUGGAAUGUCCCUCUUCAGACAGGGUGAUGUUUCCGGGUCUGUUGUGGAGUUCGACAAGGCUAUUCAGCUGGACCCUCGUCAAAAGGCUUAUCUUUGGCAAAGGGGACUCUCACUUUACUACCUUAAUAGAUUUGAAGAAGGAGCUGAGCAGUUUCGGUUAGAUGUUGCUCAAAAUCCAAAUGAUACAGAAGAGUCCAUAUGGUGUUUUCUUUGUGAAGCUCAACUAUAUGGGGUGGAUGAAGUGAGGAAGCGAUAUCUCGAGGUUGGCAGAGACUCAAGGCCAGUCAUGCGGGAAGCAUAUAACAUGUUUAGAGAUGGCGGGGAUCCUGAAAAGCUUGUAGCUGCGUUCUCCAAUGGUAGAGAAGGCGAAUAUUUUUAUGCUUCUCUAUAUGCUGGACUUUAUUACGAAUCUCAGAAUGAAACGGACGCUGCUAAAGUUCACAUGGUUGCUGCAUGCCAGUCUUCUUAUGGGCAAAGGUCUGAUGAUUAUAUGGCUUCUCUCUCGAAGGUUCACUGUCUUUGUCGAAAUUGGACCAUCAGCUAAAAUAUUUUGUUGUAUGUACAUUGAAUUUAGCACGAUGAAGCUAAUUCAUAAGUUGUUAUAUUUACUAUUGAGACGUUUAAAAUAAUUUAUCAUAUUUCUUUUACCUUUUUGCUUGAGCUUGUGGCCCAAAUGAAUUUUGAUAGACUGUCGUAGUGGAAUUUUUUAGUGACAUGUAAUAAUGAAAUGU